CUCAGUUUUACUCCGUAAAGGAAGUGAACAGCUCCUUUUCCGUUUUUAACCUGGCGUUGUUGAGCACGCGUACAAGAUUUUCUACACUAGAUUAAUAUAUAGUUUCUGUAAUAUUGUGGCUGUAUAAAGGCAGCGAUAAUGAAACCCAUUCUUCUACAGGGCCAUGAGAGGUCCAUCACUCAGAUAAAAUACAACAGAGAGGGAGAUUUGUUGUUCUCUGUAGCUAAGGAUACAGUUGCCAAUGCUUGGUACUCUGUCAAUGGAGAAAGGCUUGGCACUUACAAUGGACACACAGGUGCCGUUUGGUGUGUGGAUGUUGACUGGGAUACCAAGAACGUAUUGACUGGAUCUGCUGAUAACAGCUGCAGACUCUGGGACUGUGAGACAGGAAAGCAGCUAGCUCUGCUGGAGACCAGUUCAGCGGUGAGAACGUGCGGCUUUGACUUCAGUGGGAACAUUAUAAUGUUUUCUACAGACAAACAGAUGGGCUACCAGUGCUUUCUCAACUAUUUUGACCUGCGAGACCCCCAACAAAUUGAGGACAACCACCCAUAUAAGUCAAUACCCUGCAGUGACUCAAAAAUCACAAGUGCAGUGUGGGGUCCACUUGGACAGUUUGUGAUUGCUGGCCAUGAAAAUGGAGAAAUCAACCAGUUUUGUGCUAAGUCAGGGGACAUUCUGAAGACUGCAAAGGAACACACCAAGCAGAUUAAUGACAUCCAGUCAUCUGUGGAUCUCACAAUGGUCAUCAGUGCUUCUAAAGACUGUACUGCUAAGUUGUUUGAUUCAACAACACUUGACCACAUCAAAACUUUCAAGACGGAGCGACCUGUCAACUCUUCAGCCAUUUCACCCAACAUGGACCACGUGGUUAUGGGAGGUGGUCAGGAGGCCAUGGAAGUCACAACCACUUCUACUAGGAUUGGCAAAUUCGAGGCCAGGUUUUUCCAUGCAGCCUAUGAAGAAGAGUUUGGGCGUGUGAAGGGACAUUUUGGCCCCAUCAAUUGUGUGGCGUUCCACCCAGAUGGGAAAAGUUACAGCAGUGGAGGAGAGGAUGGUUAUGUCAGAAUUCAUUACUUCGAUCCCCACUACUUUGAUUUUGAGCUUGAGGCAUAGUAGCUAUGGUUACCACCCGCUUUCAACAACACUUCUGUAACAUCUGACUACCAGACCCUAACUUCGGAGACUACACGGGGCUGAACAUGCAGACUGCAUUAUAUACAAUGACCUAGAUAUUGCAUUUAAAUAAUUUCAUGCUGUGUAUUUAAGGAAUCAUUCUGAAUAAACUGGGUUUGAGAUAUAAA
Messenger RNA from Myxocyprinus asiaticus (Chinese sucker), 1304 nucleotides. RefSeq names its product eukaryotic translation initiation factor 3 subunit I-like. Lineage: Eukaryota; Metazoa; Chordata; Actinopteri; Cypriniformes; Catostomidae. Gene Ontology annotation, molecular function: protein binding; translation initiation factor activity; RNA binding. The transcript is spliced from 11 exons. The record is from RefSeq and is a predicted model, not a curated record. Bases 139 to 1116 code for a protein of 325 amino acids. Gene Ontology annotation, cellular component: cytoplasm; eukaryotic translation initiation factor 3 complex, eIF3m. Gene Ontology annotation, biological process: cytoplasmic translational initiation.